AUUUUGCUUGGGCUAAGACAUGAAGGGCCAGCCGCUAACGAGGCUCCCUUCUCGCUGCGGGUCGCUCAGAGCGUAAUCUUUUAUAGACGAAGCUGCCCCGGUGGGAUAGGGAAAUUCCCGAGCAUUUCUUGGAGUUGUCUCGGUAAUUUCUCACUUUCUUGCUCCUUGAUUUGCCCGAGAACCCCUAGAUCUGUUGCUUCUUGUUGUCCCAGUUGGGGCGAUGCUGAAACGGAGCUGAGGUGAAGAAUUAAGAUCUGUGGCAAUUUAUAGUUGAAAUCGAGCUGCCAUGUAAAGCUCUUAGUGGAUUCAGUGUUGUUUGAGUUGUUGGCUGCUCUGAAACCAGUGCUGAUCAUGUGAACUGUGGGAAGAGUGAAGUGUUCUUUGUUUAUUGUUUUCAGAGUAGGGAUUUUUUGAGCACUGCUUCUUUGCCGUUUGAAAGCUAUAUAGAAUAGCAAUUGAUUUAUAGCGUUAGGUUGAGACAAUGAUUUUGGCGAAGCAAUCUCGUUGUGUACACUCAACAAGCUGUGCUUGCAUGAAAGGGCAUGUAAAUGAGGAUGCUAUCUUCCUAGUUUUUCAGCACUUGAAUUGGAAUCCUAAGUUGAUAGCCACCUUUUCUUGUGCAUGCAAAUGGUUUGAUGAUAUUGCUAAAAGAGUACUCUGGAAGGAGUUCUGUAAGGCAAGAGCUCCAAAGAUGAUGGUUGAUCUCCAGUCUGGUGGGAGUCACAAUGUUGAUGGGAACUGGAGUGCACUUGGGAAGCUUCUUAUCUACUGUUCUGGGUCUACCAAGGGUGGCUUGUUCAAUAAUAUACAUAUUCCCGGCCACUUUGUUUAUAGGACCCGAUUCUCUAGGACGUCAGGCAAGAGCUUUCUUUUGCCACAAUGCAGAACUGAUGUUCUAUAUGUGUCUGACCCUUGCGAACAUCUUGACCAAGGUGAAGAGGGAGACAUAGGAUUUUUUCGAGGAGUUUUCAAGUCAUUUGCAAUGUCAAAGGUUCGGAGGAUGCUAAUUGGGAGGGGGGCCCAGCUGCAUCCUACAGAGGUGUGUCCCUAUUGCAAGGCAAAACUGUGGAGCAUGCUGCAAGCUAGGAUGAUACCACAAAGUGCUAGCUGCAGGCUAGGUGCUUAUGAAGAUUGUGUUGAGUAUUAUGUGUGCCUCAAUGGGCACAUGCUAGGGAUCUGCACUCUCUUGCCUCUGUCUGAUUCAGAAGAGACGUCUGAUUGCGAGUGAUACUUGAAUGAAUCCUGGUUUUGGAGUUUUGUAAGCUGAUGAUGUGGAUGGAUGGGAUCUUCUUCUGAGGUUGCCAUACUGUAAACUGGAUGCAUAGCAAGGGAUUUAGAAACAUCCUUUCCUUAAGCUUAAAGCAUCAAAGACUUGAACGAGCGAUGCUGUUUGGGAACAUGGUGGAGCUAUGGAUGACCAUUUUGUUACGUGUAAUUGUAUGUGUAAUAUAUCUCAUCGAAACAUGUAUAUUUGGUCUUGGAUGUUGAUUAGGUUCUGAAACAAUUUAUGUGUAGUUCCUUGUUUAAGACAAAUAAAUUCGUUCACCUCUUGGGAAUUGGGCUGGGCCUCUCUGCUCUUGCUCUUGCUCU
Diospyros lotus (date-plum) is the source of this 1590-nucleotide messenger RNA. RefSeq names its product EID1-like F-box protein 2. The transcript is spliced from 3 exons. NCBI's taxonomy places the organism in Eukaryota, Viridiplantae, Streptophyta, Magnoliopsida, Ericales, Ebenaceae. The coding region runs from base 482 to 1228 and encodes 248 amino acids. The record is from RefSeq and is a predicted model, not a curated record.